UUCUAUUCGAUAGGUGAGAUUUAUUUGGGGGGGGGAUUUUAAAAUGACUCCAAACCUCUGAGCCUGUGGUGGAUUAAAAAUACAAUUGUUAAAUUUACCAGUUAAAUAAAAUGUUGCUUCCAUUGAUUAUGUCCUGAUACAUUCAUACUUUCAGGAGACCAGGAACAGAGUACUGGAAAAUGCUGUCCUUCCUUUUCGCAAUCCAAGCGAUCGACAAGAAUCCCAACAUUUUGUUCAAUGUCACCCUGGGAUACAACAUCUAUGACAAUUAUUUCACACCACAAAUGACCUCGGAGGGUUUGCUGGACCUGCUUUCGGAGGGGGAGGCCAAUGUUCCCAACUACAGCUGUGGAAGGCAGAGAAACACCGUGGCUGUUCUCGAAGCUUUUGGUAUUGACAUCUCCAUCCAGAUUUCAACCAUGUUGGGAACCUACAAAAUCCCACAGAUCAGUCACGGUUUUGACUCCCAGGUUAUGAGUGAUGAAAAUCCUUUCUUCUACCCAAUGCUCCCAGCUGAAGGAGCCCAUUACCAAGGGAUGGUGAUGCUGGUACUCCAUUUCAGGUGGACCUUGGUGGGUCUCCUUGCUCCAGACACUGAGAAUGGACAACAGUUCAUGAGGACGAUGACUUCCCAGCUAGUCAGGAAUGGCAUUUGCCCAGUUUUAUCACAAACCUUUUCCCCAGUUUCACGGGAAGCGAAGAUAGAGUGGCAUUUAUUCCUCAGUUGGAGAAAGAUCAAUGUCUUUAUUUUUGGUGCAGACUUGAGUUCAUUCAGUGUAGGAAUUUUGCUUCUGAAUCUAGUAUUUCAAAGGCUUAUGGAACCUCCUAGAGGAAAAGUCCUCCUAUUCACAAUCCGUUGGGACUUCACUGUUUAUUUGUCAAAACGAUCUUUUCCAGUCGAAUACUUCCAUAGCAUAUUUUCCUUUCCUAUGCAGAAAAAUCAAUUUGCAAAGUAUGGUAGGCCUUUAAACCUUUAUUCUUUUAUGAGAUACUAUGUAGAGACCUCCUUCCUGUGUUUCUACACCAAUGAGGCCUUUUCGGUGAAAGUAUGGAUACAGUGCAGGCAGAGAGAAGAUCUGGAAGCUCUCAAGGAAGAGGAGAUGGAUCCAAUCCUGACUCGGGACAGCUAUUUAAUUUACAACACAGUCUGGGCUGUGGCAAGGGCCUUAAAUGCAGCUUAUUUAUCCAGAUCCAGGAACAUGUUUAAAACUGGCAAAAACAUGAAAACUCCAAAGAUGAAGGCAUGGCAGUUUCAUUCUUUCCUUCGAACUGCUGAGUUUUACAAUAAUUCCAUCAAUGGGGUAUAUUUGGAUGAGAAUGGAAAGCUGGUAGCAGACCUGGACAUUGGGAACACGGUGAUUUUCCCCAAUUACUCUGCUACCACAGUGACACUUGGGAGGCUAGAAAGAGUGGGAUCCUUGGAUUUCAAGUUCAUGAUGAACCAGGAUGCUAUUGCAAAGAUGGAGAUGCUGAACAAGUUAACUGUUCAUCAAACUUCUGCAAGGAAGCUGGAUUGA
Pantherophis guttatus is the source of this 1517-nucleotide messenger RNA. The record is from RefSeq and is a predicted model, not a curated record. Lineage: Eukaryota; Metazoa; Chordata; Lepidosauria; Squamata; Colubridae.